AUGGGCAUCAACGGUGCUACAAAGGCUGCUCGCCAGAGCUGCAAAGGUUACUCGCCGGGGCGGCAAAUGGGCAUCGAUGUUGUGAUGGAGGCGCUGCCCACCGGCGACGGCAGAUGCUUCCACUUGUCUCAGGUUUUGCUGCUAACGGCCAACAUCGGUGCUACAAAUGGUCGGCGGUGGUCCUGCAACGAAUUUGAAAACGAUGGAUCGCACGAGCUCGACGCGGUGGACAUAUGCAUCAACAACAUCCACGAGAAGAAGCGCUGCAAGCGCGAAGCAGGCCUGGAGGGGCUCAUCGGCCUCCUCGAGGGCUUCAUACCGACAGACACGGUGGACUACCGGUACCUCACCAUAUUCUACCGCUGCAGAGCCUCCAUCGACAAGGGGUCUGCCGGGGAGGCCGUCCUCGCGUACCGCGCCAUCGGCCUCCUCGCGCUCAAUGUAGGUGCCAGCGCCGACUGCUCCAUGGAAAUCCUCACGAACACGCUCCACCUCAACGCCCUCGUGAAGACGUUGCGGACGCUGUCCGCCGCCGCCGCCCCGAAGGUGGUAGCCGCUAUCGACUGCCUCGCCAUCGUCACUUUCGCUGCCGCACGGCGCCCGCAGGACGUGGGGGCGUCUCUCCGCACCCUCUGGAGCGUGAUCAUGAUUACUCGCAACAUGAUGGCCAACAAUGUGGUCUUGAUCGCAGCCAUGUCCGCGUGGACCUUAUUGCUCACCGCCCUCGAGGGUGACUUUAUGACGUACAAGAUCCCAUUCCGUGACCUCGCCGAUCUACUUGACACUAGUGACCCAGCCCUCCUGACGACCUCCAGCGAGGCGCUGGCCGUGUGCGCCGAGCUCAGGUUGACGCGCCAUGCCUCGCCCGAGGAUAUACAGGCGCUCGAGAGCAAAGUGUCUGGCCUCGCAAGUGGCACCCGUGACGAAAACAAGAAGCUCAACAAGCAUAGGUUCAUGUUCCAGGAGAUCGCCGCCAACAUGAAACGAGGCAAGAGUUCGGAUGAGGAGUUGAUACCGACAUCAUCGAUCCAGCGAAGCGCGCUCAGGGUCUCCAAGUGGGCAAGGAUGGUCCAGCUCAGCUUCCUGAAGCGAUUCCUCGACGAGGGCUUCGACAAGCACCUCCUGCACAACCCACUAUUCCGGGAGAACUCCAGCAGCUACAUCACCGCCGAUGAGAGUAGUGAACUGCAAACCGGGAAGAGCAAACAACAAAGGUUUGGAAGAGAGAAGCAAUGGACUGUGUCCCUCAGGAAAGACCGCAUGAUUAGUUGGGAAAACAAAAACGUAUUCCAAUUUCCUUAAGCCACAAGAACAUUAGUACUACUAGUUUGUACUUUUCAACACUUUGCUAUACAAGCUAGGUUG
This is a messenger RNA of Lolium perenne, 1365 nucleotides long. RefSeq lists its product as uncharacterized. The record is from RefSeq and is a predicted model, not a curated record. Lineage: Eukaryota; Viridiplantae; Streptophyta; Magnoliopsida; Poales; Poaceae.